This is a messenger RNA of Sphaerodactylus townsendi, 540 nucleotides long. Its product is annotated as protein cornichon homolog 1-like. The record is from RefSeq and is a predicted model, not a curated record. The transcript is spliced from 2 exons. Lineage: Eukaryota; Metazoa; Chordata; Lepidosauria; Squamata; Sphaerodactylidae. Gene Ontology annotation, biological process: vesicle-mediated transport.
CGCCGCCGCCGCCAUGGCGUUCACGUUCGCCGCCUUCUGCUACAUGCUGGCCCUGCUCCUCACCGCCGCCCUCAUCUUCUUCGCCAUCUGGCAUAUUAUAGCUUUUGACGAACCGAAGACUGACUACAAGAAUCCCAUAGACCAGUGUAAUAUGCUCAACCCUCUUGUACUUCCCGAGUACCUCAUCCAUGCAUUCUUCUGUGUAAUGUUUCUGUGUGCGACAGAAUAGCUUACGCUGGGUCUCAAUAUGCCGUUGCUGGCUUACUACAUUUGGAGGUACAUGAGCAGACCCGUAAUGAGCGGACCGGGACUUUAUGACCCCACCACAAUCAUGAAUGCAGAUAUUUUAGCGUAUUGCCAGAAGGAAGGAUGGUGCAAACUAGCAUUUUACCUUCUGUCCUUUUUUUACUACCUAUAUGGCAUGAUUUACGUUUUGGUGAGCUCUUAAAAGCGGAUGCCCGAUGGACUGGGUUCCAGCAAAGUGAAUGCAGAAAAGCCGCCAGACACGGGAGUAUUUUCCAAGAAGAAGCUAUUAUCAAG